ACCAAUUGAAUAAUCGCCGCGCGUUCGUUAUCGAAUUGUUUUUAAAUAAAUGGUCGAAUAAAAAUGGUAACGACAGGGUAGUCGGUAUUCCACGAACCAGUUGGAUUAUCUCGAUUAACCCUAUUCCAUGACUAUGGGUGACAGGGUUGAGUGGCGUAAAAUGGUGUGGACAAGUAUGCGCGCGAUCGCGACCGUUAGAAAAUUGCGCCAUUUUUUAGUUCUAACCAAGAUUAUUUUCUGAGCGGUGCGCGUUGCGUUAAGCGUUUAUGACAUCGUGAACGGCGGCACGUGGUAAAACCGACGGCGGUUGCGAAUAUACGGGGAAAACGAUCGACACACGUACGAGAAUUUUAAUUACGCGUUGUAGGAGUGCCUAGCGGGAGUUUCGCGCACGAGGGAACUUUUUUACCGGGUGUCUUUUUGAGAAGAGUGCAUUUUUUUUUUUCUGUAAACAAAAUGUCGGUGGAUACUCUGUGCGAUUCGGAAUUACGUAGUAAAUUGAUGGAGUAUGGAUAUCCAGUGGGACCUGUGACACAAACGACCAGAAAAAUUCUCGUGAAAAAGCUGAAAAAUUUGAUGGAAACCCGUGGCGGUACAGGGUCACGACAUUCUUUGGCUGCAAGAUAUAGUAGCGAGGACACAGACGAUGAUACAAGUUCGACAACCAGUAAAAAGAAAAAGGCGGCCAUAAAUGCCAGACGACAAACUUUGGCUAACCCGAUGCCUCCACCACCUACGGUUCUGGCAUCUUCGGACACGAGCGUAUCAAAAAAUCCGAUCAAAGACAAAACUUCUCACUCUGAAUUCAAGGAUCCUGUAGUGCCUGAUUACGACGGCCCUUCGUCCUUCACAAAUCGUACACUGACGAAAACGAUGCAGAAGAAAUAUGUGAAAAUUAAUAAAACGAUGAAUAUGAACGACGGUUUAGAAACUGGUUCGGAUUCGGAUGUUGUCGAGGAAACGAGCAGAAGUUACUCUCCAUCCAAAUAUCUGUCCAGCAUUGGGAAGUCUCACGAUGCUAGAACAUACGAACGUGAUAUACCCGAUCAGGAACAAAUUUCAAAACCGUACGAACCCAAGUCAAGAUCCGUUCAUACGAUAAAGGACAACAAAUACGAGUCCCCUUUCGAUCUGAGUAUUUCUCCUAUACAGUCCAUGAAAGACGAUGCCUGUACAAAGGACAACUUUAAUCAAAGAGACAUUUUGGCAAAUUACGAAACUCCGUUUUUAUCAGAAUUUACCAGGAGACUUAGUUCACGGUCGUCAAUAAAUUUACCAUCUACCUCUUUAUCCAGUUCAAAAAGUUCGUCUUUGCGCCAUUUAUCGAACACACCGGAUUUAAAAGAGAAGGAUUCGAACGGCCACUUUUCGUCUCUAAGAUCACUGUAUUUAUCAAGUCCAAGGCAUUUAACAUCGUCGAUUGAUAGACCUCGAGAAACAAAUAGGACAUUUAAGCCGUCGACUACGAGUAGAGAAGAUAUGCGCAACAACCAGAACAUGGUGUCCAUAAUUUUGGUAGUGGUACUCGCCUUAUUUUUUGGAAUUCUUGCUGUUAUAUACAUGGGGCUCGGUGGAAAAACAGAAACUUUUCCAUCCUUUUCAACGGAUAGCAACAUACCACUAUGCUUUCUCGGAGCCAACCUUGAAGCGCCUGGAGUUAAUUGCGUAAUGAAAGAAAAUGUAGAUUCCGUGCUGCAGCUGUUAAAGCGGCUACAACCGAUUUUAACGAAAAAGGCCGUGUCUAUGAUAUGCGACAAUUCCAGCGAAACUCCUUACCUGACUGAUUCCGAAAUCAUGCAAAUGUUCACGAAUACUAAAGUGAGAAGCUUGGAGGUGAAGGAGGAUUUGCAAAAUGCACAGUUACUCGUCAUAAAGAAUCCCAAGUGGGGUAUUUCUCUCGUAGAUAUAAGCGACGAUAACGGACCGCCCGGCGAAGUAUUGGAUUCCUUGGACAAAUUGUUUUCCACCCGUUUGAACGGAAAAGUUGGAAUGGUGAUCAUGGAUCCGGAAUUGCCGAUGCAAUGUCUUAUUAAAAACAAGCUUUUCACCAUAUUCUCCUCACUUCUAAUUGUGUCACUUGGCCUCCUAGCAGUUAUAGGAAUCCAGAAAUUGUUCGUUUGGUAUAUAAAGUACAAGAAAAGCACAGAGGGAGAAGUGUUUAAGCUCGUUAGCGAGAUAAUUAACAUGGUCGAGAUGCAUCAUCAAAAUGCCGGCGUGGCAACGCCUGGCGGUAUGCAGGAGAGCUUUCUAGCUAUAAAUCAUGUACGCGACAAUUUGAUACCGCCGAGGGAUCGUAAAAAGAUGGCCGGACUGUGGGAGAAGGCUGUCAAGUUUUUGGACGAGAACGAAUCCAGAAUUCGAAGGGAAGUGCAACAGGUCGCUGGCGAAGAAUUUCACGUAUGGCGCUGGUUGCCCAACAACAGCCUGAACAAAUCGAACACGCAGAAUUUUGUACCGACCAAAAAGUCGAAAGUGUGGCAGGGCCAAGCGUUCGAAACAAUGGAAGGUUCGGUGAACAGUCUGACCUGCUCGCCAACGCCGUGCUUGAAGAUAAGGCAUAUGUUCGAUGCUGAUGUAGAAAUCGAGGACGAUUGGGAGACGAAGGUUCAGGAUGCUAUCCUGGAGAAAUGCGGAGAAGGUGUGAAGGUACUCCAUAUCCGUGUAGACCGUGGUAGCCGGGAAGGUUGCGUUUAUAUGAAGUGUAUGUCGCAAGAAGACGCGGGUAAAGCUUACAGGGCUUUGCAUGGUUGUUGGUUCGAUGGUCACUUAGUAACCGUGAAGUACCUGAGAUUGGAAAGAUAUCACGAAAGAUUUCCAGACGCACGACGCUGUACGAUACCUUUGAAACCAAGUAAUAAUCAACGAUUAUCUAUGCAGGCGGACUAUUAGAGAUGCCAUUUUGGAUGUAAACUGACAAAAUACCUCUUUGCUUGUGUAUAUACGAAUAGCAAGCAGAAUUAGAAUUUUUGCCGCUGAAUGAUCGUUCGCGGGCCAGAAUUCGCGGGGAUAACUUCUAUUUUUUGCUCUGGAGGAGAGUAGAACUUCAUACUAUGAACGCGGAAAUAUAGAAUCCGGGGUGACAUGUAGUUGUGUGAUAACAUUCUAAGAAUUGAAGAGGCAGAGACUUUUUAUAAGCAUUUUCAUUUCGAUUUUGUAAUGUGUACAUUAUUAUUAUGUUCUAUCGACUUUUUUUAAGGAAAAAAAAGGGAAAAAAAAAAGGAAUAAAAGAAACUCGCAAAGACUCGACAAAAUACAUUAUUUAUGGAACUACUGUGACGUAAGUGUAAGGACAUUGUUUCAAUGCUGCAUUUUAUGAAGUUUCCAAGUAGCAAUAUACAAGUCAAAUAAUAUGCAUAUCCAAAUUUCUAUAUUGUAAUAUAUUCAUUUAUUUGUGCGUCGAAGGGAAGUGUUUUGUUUCAUUAUUUAAAUACUUAACUCCAAAUGCUACGGGAUAGUAGCUUUGACAGAAAUAGUUAAUAAUCCUUUUCUAUUUUUUAAUAUUUAAUAAACGAAGAUCUGUUUUUUUAACGAUUGUUUUGUUCAGAAUUUCAUGAAAUGUGCUAAGAAGAUCCAAGUGUAAAGUGUAAAACUAC
Molecule: messenger RNA, 3593 nt
Organism: Colletes gigas
Lineage: Eukaryota; Metazoa; Arthropoda; Insecta; Hymenoptera; Colletidae
Gene: MAN1
Product: inner nuclear membrane protein Man1
Exons: 11
Coding region: 457-2889 (810 amino acids)
Biological process (GO): negative regulation of BMP signaling pathway; nuclear envelope organization
Cellular component (GO): nuclear inner membrane
Molecular function (GO): chromatin DNA binding
Source: RefSeq, a predicted model, not a curated record